AUGUUGACCACAAUUGACGAGCAAGCUGGAACAAGACUGUCGUGGAAGCACAGAACCAUCUUUGACAAGCUUCUCGACGACGAAUGUCGAUUCGAUAGGACGUACACACUGAUGUACUUGAGCAGUCGAUGGGAGGUGCUACAGUAUGCUUUGUGUCACCUUUUCAGUCAGAAGAAGAAGAAAAAAGCUACCGAGCAGCCGGCGCCUUCCGAAUCUGGCUUUGCCGGCUCUGCCACGACGAAAUUCCGAGAUCGGGGCCGUGAUGGGUUUCCAAGUGUUUGUGAGACCGUCACAUCUGUUGAGACGAAACUCGAUCUGAACGAGGUCGCACAGGCCGUCCGUCACUUGGAAGGAUAUCAGUGUGGAGGAAAGGACCCUGACGGAUGA
Pseudozyma hubeiensis SY62 is the source of this 387-nucleotide messenger RNA. RefSeq lists its product as hypothetical. NCBI's taxonomy places the organism in Eukaryota, Fungi, Basidiomycota, Ustilaginomycetes, Ustilaginales, Ustilaginaceae. Bases 1 to 387 code for a protein of 128 amino acids. The transcript has a single exon. The record is from RefSeq and is a predicted model, not a curated record.